This is a messenger RNA of Ictalurus furcatus (blue catfish), 3017 nucleotides long. RefSeq names its product homeobox B6a (gene hoxb6a). The transcript is spliced from 2 exons. NCBI's taxonomy places the organism in Eukaryota, Metazoa, Chordata, Actinopteri, Siluriformes, Ictaluridae. Gene Ontology annotation, cellular component: nucleus. Gene Ontology annotation, molecular function: DNA-binding transcription factor activity, RNA polymerase II-specific; RNA polymerase II cis-regulatory region sequence-specific DNA binding. Bases 729 to 1412 code for a protein of 227 amino acids. The record is from RefSeq and is a predicted model, not a curated record. Gene Ontology annotation, biological process: regulation of transcription by RNA polymerase II; anterior/posterior pattern specification.
CAAGUUACUUUCUUGGCUGUAGUAAAUCUGUCCGAAAAGAAAUCCAAAUCCAAAGCAUGUUGCACAUAAGCAGGCUUUGGGGAAUAUCGUGUAUAUGUAUCAUGUGCUCCCUGAUUAUAUGUAACUUUUUGUGAUAAUUGUUUAUCAUUUGCCAAUCAAUCUGAAAUAAUGGAUAUAAUUAUGCCUGUAUGUCUAUUUAUUAUUUUUCAAAAUGGACGAGUAAAAUCGAAUUUCUGAAAAUGCAAAUAAAAGAUUUAAGUUGAACAAUAACGGAACUUAAUAAAGAAAAUAUAAUUUAUUGGAUAGCCACUGUUUGGGUUUAUUUAUCGGCACCUUCCUUAUCUCCUGCGUAUAGGUCAGUACAUACACUUCGGUCAAACAGAGGUGGGGAACGUGUCAACAUAUUCAAAUUAGCGUUAAAAAAACUGUUAUUCGUUUUAAGCAAUGUCACUGAAAGAAAAGGAACAGAGAAAGGAUGAAAAAAUACGGUCCCACUCCCCCCCACCCCCACCCCAAAAAAGGGUGCUAAUUUGCAGGCACGGACGCUUGCGAUUGGUCAUUGGCUGGUCAGAUGGUAUGGUAUUCCUCUGUCCCGCACUGGCACAUAGCCACCCAGCAACCCCCCCCCUCACCUAAAACCCAAUCUCCGAUAAACUACUAAUAGCUAAACCGCUUGGACUAUAAAACACAACAAAUCAUAAACCAAGGAAAAGAACCGUGCCCUACCAAUGAGUUCCUAUUUUGUAAACUCCACGUUCCCGGUGACUCUGCCUGGAGGACAGGAGUCAUUCUUGGGACAGAUACCCUUAUACUCCUCCGGAUACACAGACCCUUUACGACACUAUCCCGGUGCUGCAUAUGGAACUAGCAGUGUCCAGGAGAAAGCAUACCACUCUUCCUUUUACCAGCAGACCAACGGUGCCUACGGCAGGGCGAACACCAUCGGUUCCUGCGAUUACGCAGCAGCAAGCUUCUGCAGGGAAAAAGACAACGCCUGUGCCCUCUCUAGCUUAGAAGAACACUCUCUUGUCCACGGUCAGGAGCACCGGAAAACAGAUUGCACAGAAUCGCUUGGGAAAAGCAUCUACGAGGGCGACGAACAGAAGCCGGCGGUGCCAGUGUACCCAUGGAUGCAAAGAAUGAACUCGUGCAAUGGGACCUUCAGUAACCCUGGUCGGAGGGGUCGUCAGACAUACACCCGUUACCAGACGUUGGAGUUGGAGAAAGAGUUUCAUUUUAACAGGUAUCUUACCCGCAGGCGCCGUAUUGAGAUUGCGCACGCUCUAUGCCUGACGGAACGCCAGAUCAAGAUUUGGUUCCAAAACCGACGGAUGAAGUGGAAAAAGGAGAACAAAUUAAUCAACUCAUCACAAACCAGUGGCGAGGAGAAAGACGAGAAGAGGACAGAAUGAAAUUAUGGCAAUGAGCAGACACCUCAAUAACUCAUCAGAAGGAAAAACUCUCCAUGUGCAUACAUUUGCUUCGGUGAAGUUGUAUUGGUAAAUUCGUUGUAGCAUUCCACUUAUACAUUUCAUGUUAUAUUAUGUCUAACUCUUACAUGAUGUCUCUAAUUAAUGUCUUUUUUAUGUGCAAAUUAUGAUUUAGGUUUUGUUCUUACAUCUAAAACUGAUAUGUUUAAUACAUGUAUUUUAAAUGUUAUAUUCGUACUCAUAUUUAAGCUGUAAAAAAUAAAAUAAAAUGAAACGAAAUGACGCAUUUUAGUUAGGGUGAUUAAAUGUGUGAGGUGUUUACUGAAUUUAUGAAAAAUAUAGGACUGAAGCUUUCUUUAAAAAAACAACAACAACAAGUCGGGUUCAAGUUUAUAGUCUAUUGAUUUUGUAUGUGGAUUCCAAUUGUUGUAAUAUUUAUCAGGAGAAACGAUUAAAUAAAGCGAGAAAACAUUCCACCUGACAGACCUUGUUUGGUGAAAAUUUUUUUUUGAAGUAAAAACGACCAUUUCUGAGCCACAUAGCAUAUAAAAGAUCAUUUCCUUCAAAUGUAUUGAACCAAUAUACCACUAUUUUUGCCACGUUGCCAAACAAUUCUGUUAAAAUUGGAAAGCACAACGCGGUGCUUAUUUCUUCUUCAUAAAAUAUCUGUACGUAUGUGUUUAGAAAACACCAGAUUGUACAAAAACGUUAAAUUGGGCGCUACCUAAGAGCAGACAAUGUAGCCAUGUUGUAUAAUUGCUCCAGCUUCAGGCUUCAAUAGGGAACAGGUACACCGAAAUUUCCUGUCAAUCAAAAAUCCAGUUUCCCUUUUACACACUGAAAGUCACGCCGGCCCAGAGUUCAGCGCCAAAAUACUCCAUACGAAGUGAAAGGAAAGGGUUCAGUGAUUUUUAACUGAUGGCCGAAGGAGAAAGCUGACCUGUUCAUACCGUGCACUCACCAAGAGAGGGUCAAACGGUUAGGAGACUGACCUUCUCGGUAGCCAGAAUGUUUUCUAAGGUAAAAGACAAUAUAAUUUUCAAAAGCGCGUCAUGUACAGACUGUCUAACAGCACGAGAUAAUAUGAACAAUGCAGUUAUUUCUUACACAUGUUAUGCAUAUCUUGCUAUACAAAAAAGUGGUUGAUAUAAUGGAACUCAUGCGGACACAUUUACUGGCCUAGAAUCAAUAGAUUCUUCCCUUCCAAAAAUCUAUUUAAAAAAUGUUCGAAGUUGGAUUGCUGAUAUCUGCUUAACCUAUUUUAUUUCUAUUAUUGUUUAAGGCUAAUACCUAAGCUUCAUUAAAUAUUAUUUAGAAUAUUUUAACCACAGUUUUCCGGUUUAAAUGUAAGCAAAAAAACGUAUGGCACAAUGGUGAAUUGCACAUCAUGAUGCACAUACAUGAAAUAACUUGUGCUUUUGUGUCAACAAACCAUAUAUCAGCUCAGGUCAUCUAUCACAAUCCUACAUUCCUUAUGGCUUACUGAGAACUUACUCUUCUUGGUUUGAAAGAUGAGUAAGUUACUAUUUUCAUGCAAUCCAAGAAGCAUGAAAAUAAAUUUAAAUAACCUAUUUUCAUCAAGCAUUA